Molecule: messenger RNA, 1250 nt
Organism: Lacerta agilis (Sand lizard)
Lineage: Eukaryota; Metazoa; Chordata; Lepidosauria; Squamata; Lacertidae
Gene: HOXC9
Product: homeobox C9
Exons: 2
Coding region: 271-1083 (270 amino acids)
Biological process (GO): anterior/posterior pattern specification; DNA-templated transcription; proximal/distal pattern formation
Cellular component (GO): nucleus
Molecular function (GO): DNA-binding transcription factor activity, RNA polymerase II-specific; RNA polymerase II cis-regulatory region sequence-specific DNA binding
Source: RefSeq, a predicted model, not a curated record
ACCAACCGCUGCUAAUAACUGCAUUAUUUCAAGAGUUUUAUGAAAACCCAAGACGCAUAGGCGCUAUUUAAGAAAAAAAAAUAGUAAGAGGGGAAGGGGAAAGGGGGGAAAAAAGACCUGCGGAUUGAUCUACACUGUAUUUUUGGGUAAAUACAAUCACGUGAGAGCUGGGAGCCAAUGGCAAACUAGGAAAGGCUGAAAAAAUAAUUACCUGCCCUGAUUGUUCUAUGAGAAGAUAAAAAGUACACAUACAGUUCAUACAAUAAUCUUAUGAAUGUAAAAGAGGGGGGAACAAUGUCGGCUUCUGGUCCCAUAAGCAACUAUUAUGUAGAUUCCUUGAUUAGUCAUGAAAGCGAAGAACUGUUGGCAUCAAGGUUCCCAGCUACUGGCUCUCACCCUGCAGCAGCUAGACCUUCAGGACUAGUACCGGAGUGUGCAGAUUUUCCAUCCUGCAGCUUUGCCCCCAAACCGGCCGUUUUUACUACUUCGUGGGCUCCCGUGCAUUCCCAGUCGUCCGUGGUCUACCACCCGUACACCCACCAGCCUCACAUUGGAACUGACACCAGAUAUAUGCGCACUUGGCUGGAGCCUAUCUCCGGCGCUGUCUCCUUCCCAGGUUUUCCAACCAGCAGCCGGCACUACGGGCUUAAGCCCGACGCCUUCCACGGCCGCAGGGACUGCGGACCGGUGGAUGGACGUAGUUAUCCGGAUUAUAUGUACGGAUCCCCGGGAGAUCUCAGGGACAGAACCCCGCAGACUAUUCCCUCCCCGGAAUCUGAGGCCAUCGCUUCCAACAAACACAAAGAAGAAAAGACCGAAUUGGACCCUAACAAUCCCGUGGCAAAUUGGAUUCAUGCGCGUUCUACAAGGAAGAAAAGAUGUCCCUACACGAAGUAUCAAACGCUGGAAUUGGAAAAGGAGUUUUUGUUCAAUAUGUACCUAACACGGGACCGCCGUUAUGAAGUGGCCAGGGUUCUUAAUCUCACGGAGCGCCAGGUCAAAAUCUGGUUUCAGAACAGGCGAAUGAAAAUGAAGAAAAUGAACAAGGAGAAAACCGAUACUAGUAAAGAGCAGCAGCAGUGAAAUUGGCCGAGUCUCUCCAAGUCAAUGGAGAAACCGAGGCGCUGGCUCUUCCUUGGGGUUCGAAGUGUUUCUGACUUUUUUCCGUGUGCUGAUGAGUGUUUAGAAUUAGUUAAACACAGCAACCAUUCUGGAGCAAAAGACAUAGAAGAGUGCUUUUAUAAGAAAAA